Messenger RNA from Sordaria macrospora k-hell, 327 nucleotides. RefSeq names its product mitochondrial 37S ribosomal protein bS16m. Gene Ontology annotation, molecular function: structural constituent of ribosome. Gene Ontology annotation, cellular component: ribosome; mitochondrial small ribosomal subunit. Gene Ontology annotation, biological process: mitochondrial translation. Lineage: Eukaryota; Fungi; Ascomycota; Sordariomycetes; Sordariales; Sordariaceae. The record is from RefSeq and is a predicted model, not a curated record.
AUGGUCCUCAAGCUCAGACUCGCCCGGUUUGGGCGCAGGAAUGCCCCCGUCUACAACGUUGUUGUUGCCCACGCCAGAACCGCCCGCAACAGCAAGCCUCUCGAGGUCAUCGGCACAUACGACCCCAUUCCCAAGAAGGACACCUACGACACCUCGGGGAAGUUGCACAAGGACAUCAAGUUGGACCUCACGAGGGCCAAGUACUGGAUUGGUGUGGGAGCUCAGCCGACCGACACUGUUCGGAGGUUAUUGUCCUAUGUCGGUAUCAUGAGGCCCAAGUACAAGAACUCGACGCGGGGGCAGAUCGAGCAGAAGACCGACGCUUGA